Messenger RNA from Cyanidioschyzon merolae strain 10D, 1785 nucleotides. RefSeq lists its product as hypothetical. Bases 1 to 1785 code for a protein of 594 amino acids. Gene Ontology annotation, biological process: regulation of DNA-templated transcription. Gene Ontology annotation, cellular component: transcription regulator complex. The record is from RefSeq and is a predicted model, not a curated record. Lineage: Eukaryota; Rhodophyta; Bangiophyceae; Cyanidiales; Cyanidiaceae. The transcript has a single exon.
AUGGACGACAUCGACUGGAAAGCGCUCUUAUGCGAUGAGGUGGCCGCUUUCCCCGAGCGCGUGGCUAGCGCGGGCAACGCGCAACGCGUCGCCAAGGAACACCCCGAUACACCAAGCCAAGCACUUGCUGACGGAGCCGCUGGGCGGACGCGGGCCGCCUCACCCGAGCCGACCUCCAGAGGAGCACCGCCGUGGCUGCCGCUUUCAGAGUGGUCACCACAUGACCUCAUACCCUGGUCGAGGAAUAGUCGCUUUCGAGCUGUCGAGGCCACAGACAGCGGCAGUGCGGUCGCACCGGCCCGACCAGUGACGCAAGCAACGGCUGUUCCCCAGAGUCCGUGUUCAUUCGGGGGCAUUGAGAGUUUUCUGUGGUAUGUGAGCCCAGAUAUUCCGAAGACGCCGGUGUCUUAUCGGCGUAUGUCGCAGGGCGUGUCGAGUUCGCCGCUCGGCGUAUCGGCAUUUUCACCGACGCUGAGAGCGUGCCUGGGGCAGGCACCCGACAAAGAGUGGCCGGGCUGGUGCACCGAGCAGAUUGAUCGACUCGCUGCGGACAGAGGCGAUACAGUUCUGAACGCGCCGAGCGCUGGAUCGCCAGGACGACGACCACAACCUCGCCGCCCAAUCCGUGGAACAGAGCACCAACCGCUGCAACCCCGCUCUCUGAUGGAUGCGUUGUACGAAGCUUCAGGGGCCCGAGAAAAGCAGACGCUCGGCCGCAGGAACGUCGCAUCCGAGCAACUCACGGUGCGGCAGUGCAUUGCAGCAUCCGUGGCGGAACAGGCAUCGCCGAGCGCCGCGGCGGCAGACACGCCGUCGAGCCCGUACGCUGCACACCCCGAUAUAGAUAUCGGAAUCCUUAUGACCAAUCCAUCGUUUCUGCUGAAGCAUUUCCACCCGUACCACCCGCGACCGCAUGACCAGCAUUUGCAUGGAUCAGGUCCUGCGACCGGUGAGGAUUGCCACCCAGACUCGCCACGUACCUCGGGUCGCUAUGCGCGGAGCAUUGGAUUUCUGACGGCGCAUUUGCUGGGACUGUUUGCUCCGCAGGCCGAAGGAAAAGCAUCGUACGCCGAGCACCAGACGUGCUCGAGCUUAGCGACAGCGUUGAAGGUAGCUCCUCGUCGAAUCUACGACGUCAUCAGCGUGCUCGAGGCGAUCGGCAUUCUCGAGCGAGAAGCGCGCGGCGGUAACUACAAAACACCCUCGAUGCGCAUUCGUUUACGAAGUCUGACCCCGAGCCGACUGCUGAGCGCAGCGACAGGCGCUCGUGCGCAGCGCGCGCAUCUCGAAAGACAACUGGAAGAUCUUGCAAACAUCAGCUCUGAAUUAGACGAUGAUUUGCAUAACCUGCGUUGUCGACUACGAGACCUCCUCCGCCAGCUUCUCUACCGCCCCGGAAGCACCGUGACAUGCGCCCUGGAGACGGCCACGGUUGUGGCUUCGGAGCUCGACGAACGCGGACAUCAGCAUGCGACAUCGAAGAAGCGCUGGUUCCUACUACGCCCGUGCGAUAACAGUGGCUUGACGGGAUUCUGGGCGAGCUCGCACCCGCCGCUGAGCGCAGAGAGGCACAUCGGCACUGGUGAUAGCGCUGCUCUGCAAUGCCGUCUCCGUGUACCGGCAGCCGCGCAACUCAUCCCGGUCCCCGCUAUUGAGGCCACCACACCGGUAUCUGUAGCGUCGGUACGCAAGGCAUCCUAUCGCCGUGACGGGCCUCUCCAGAGCCUGGAUCCAAACCGUUGCCUCGCGGACAUGCGUCCGGUGAAGCGUCAGCGAUACCGCUGA